AUGACCUACUAUCUCUUCUACUUUCUCCUUUUCUCCGUCAUUCUCGGUGGAACUGCACUUUACAUCACUCGAUCGAGGUGGUUACCUCUGCUGCCAGUUCCCGACUACAUCUAUCAACGUCUUCCCUCCAGUUUUGCGGCCGAUGCAGAAGCUGGUCUGAGUUCGUCACAGUUCGAUAUAGCCGCCAAUGUGGCCGAUGGGGACACGAGAGCGGGCCUGGACCAACGAGCAAAGCGGGAGGUGAGAAAGAUCAUGACAAGUCGACGGGUCGACUUUGAUGAGGCCCGCCGGAUCUACACAGAACAGCGAUUUGCGAAAAAUAAUAUCGGACCGGACGGGAGACCUCGGGACCCAAAGUUCGUCUCGUUCUCAUAA
Penicillium alfredii is the source of this 375-nucleotide messenger RNA. Its product is annotated as DUF2015 domain-containing protein. Bases 1 to 375 code for a protein of 124 amino acids. The record is from RefSeq and is a predicted model, not a curated record. Lineage: Eukaryota; Fungi; Ascomycota; Eurotiomycetes; Eurotiales; Aspergillaceae. The transcript has 2 exons.